AUGGCGGCCGCUGCCGAUGUUCGCGAUAUGCUGGAUCUGCCAGCUGAGAGCCAGCCCAGACCUCACAAGAAGCAAAAAGUGGUUGAGAAGCGACCAGAGGGUAUCACCCGUGAACUGUACGCGUUGCUGGGAGAGCGGGCGCCGCCGAUUGCGAUCAACGAGAACAAAUACAAGGGCCGUCCAAAACUGCUGAACAAGCUACGCGUGCGACAAUGGCGCAUGUCGCCUUUCGCCAAUGGGGCCCGAUCAGACGGUCUGGUCUUGAACCACUGGCAACGAAAGCAUGAGGGUGCGCGACAACCCGCUCCGGAGGGAACACAGAUGGAUGUGGAUGUGGAUGGGACGAAGGAAGAGGGCAAGGAGGAUACCAAGCCCCUGGAACAAGAAUACACAUUCGCCAAGUACAAUGUAAAGGCACAGCUGCCGCGCCGAUACACAGACGACGAAUACAGCCGACAUCUCCGCAACAACGAGUGGACACGCGAGGAGACGGACUAUCUGAUGGACCUGGUCGCUGAGUACGACCUACGCUGGGUGCUCAUUGCCGACCGCUACGAAUAUCAACCGCGAAUGGACUCCGAACCCGAAGGCAACGCCAUUGUUCCCGCAAAGACAGUCCGAACAAUGGAGCACAUGAAAGCACGGUACUACUUCAUCGCCGCAACAAUGCUAGCAAUCGAGCACCCACCGUCCGAAAUGUCCGAAGCCGAAUUCGAAUGGCACGAGAAAAUGCUCAAGUUUGACCCGAACCGUGAACGAGACCGCAAGGAACUCGCCGCUCUCCAACUCAACCGCACCGCCGACGAAGUCCGCGAAGAAGCAAUGCUACUGGAAGAACUCAAGCGCAUCACAAGCAACGAACAGAGUUUCAUCUCCGAGCGCCGCGAACUCUACUCCCGCCUCGAAGUGCCCGUCAGCGUCGGAAACACCGCCAUGUACCAGUCCAGCCAAGGUCUCUCCCAACUCCUCCAAACCCUCCUCCAAGCAGACAAGAGCAAGAAACGCCGUUCCAUCCUCGGCCCCGACGGCGCUGUCGCCAGUCCCGCCGCCGGCCAAACACCCACACAAGCAGGAGGACCAGUCAGCCGCGGUGAUACACCUAGUGCCAACGCCGCCGCCUCCGCGACGAAUAACAAUAACAAAAAGGGACCCGCAGUUCCCCCAACCCUGCCCGUGGUCCGCCAACUCACAGCCGCCGAAGAAUCCCGGUAUGGCAUUCAGCACCACGAGCGUGUCACAGCCGGCGUCCAAUUCCGCAGCGACCGUGCCCAGAAACUCACGCAGGCCAAGUCCAACGUGCAGACGCAAAAGCUCGCCGGCGCACUGGCAGAACUCGAGAUCCCCGUGCGUCUGUUCAUGCCUACCGAGCGUGUUUGCAAGGACUUUGAGAAACUCAUCCAGUCCGUCAAUGUGCUUCUUGAAGCGCGAAAGGUCUCCGAGAAGGUUGAGAGCGAGAUUCGUGUUCUUGAAGCUUCCAGGGCGGAGCGCGAACGUAAGGCGAGAGAAGCUGCCGGUGAGACUACGGCUGCGGAUCCUGAGAAUCCGGAGGUGAAGACUGAGGCGGAGGAUGGCACUGGUGUUCUAGGUUCUACUGCUGAAGCGGCGGGUUCAGGUGGGGAGAAGGGGGAGGGUGGUGAUGGUGAGAAUGCCGAAGAGGCUGCGAAGGACGAUGGUAAUCAUAAGAGGUCGGCUAGUGUGCUCAGCGCUGUUAGUGACAAGAGCAAUAAGCGGCAGCGGAGGUAG
Penicillium cosmopolitanum is the source of this 1743-nucleotide messenger RNA. RefSeq names its product SANT/Myb-like DNA-binding domain-containing protein. Gene Ontology annotation, molecular function: transcription corepressor activity. The record is from RefSeq and is a predicted model, not a curated record. NCBI's taxonomy places the organism in Eukaryota, Fungi, Ascomycota, Eurotiomycetes, Eurotiales, Aspergillaceae. Gene Ontology annotation, biological process: DNA repair; chromatin remodeling; negative regulation of transcription by RNA polymerase II. Gene Ontology annotation, cellular component: Swr1 complex; NuA4 histone acetyltransferase complex. The transcript is spliced from 2 exons. Bases 1 to 1743 code for a protein of 580 amino acids.